Molecule: messenger RNA, 8048 nt
Organism: Betta splendens (Siamese fighting fish)
Lineage: Eukaryota; Metazoa; Chordata; Actinopteri; Anabantiformes; Osphronemidae
Product: nck-associated protein 5-like
Exons: 15
Coding region: 1185-5393 (1402 amino acids)
Biological process (GO): microtubule depolymerization; microtubule bundle formation
Cellular component (GO): microtubule plus-end
Source: RefSeq, a predicted model, not a curated record
UUAACGUAGAGAAAUGUUUCUUGUCUGUCUAGAAAGCAGUGUUAGUGUUAAACUGGAACAAACCCCUCUUGUGUAGCAUGUCAUGUGUGAGCUGACAGGGUUUGUUUAUGCCUCUCUGUCAGUCAUGCGAGGCUAUUUAGUGGGAUAACAGUGGCUCUAUCAUAACACAUAAAGGAACCACCUCCUUCCUUCCCUUAAUUGACUACCACAGAUUUCCACCAGCCAACUGCAGUGUGGCAGAUAAUCUCAGCUAAGCAUUUGUCAAAAUACUAGAAACGAAAAUGGAAACCGAAGUGGCCAGUGUGUCUGAAUCUAAAAACGCUGCUGUGUCCAAAACGUGAGCGUACGCUGCCGUCCUGCCCGACCUAUCAGUGUGGGAAGUAAGCGUGCCACCUAUGAAGUCAGCAGUCCCCAACCCCCACCCUGAACACAUGUUCAACAUCCUCUGGGCACAGGCUGAGCAAAGCACUGAGACACAGCUGAGAAUUAGAGAGAGACAGAGAGAGAGAGUAGUGAGGUGGAAAUAUGGGUGAGCAUCAGAGGACGACAGAAAUAGAGCGAUGAAGCGGUGAAUCAGGCAGCGGCAGAGGAGGAGGAGCAGGAGCGGGCUCUGUCUUUUGCUAAGGUGGUGCUUUGUGCAGGCUGCCUUGUUUUCAGCUCUCAUUGUGCGUGGAUGUGACGGCCUCAUGGAUUUGCUCUGAGUUCUGCUCUGAGUCCCGGUGGAAUACGUUGCAUCUAGAUACAAGGCGGCUGCGGACGGAGGAUGGGAUGCAGCCGGAUGCUGGGGAUCCAUGUGGGCCUGUGACGUCUCUGCUGCGCUCUGUGGCUGCCUUCUUCCCCAUAAGGAUGGCUCCGGCGACCGUGGAGUCGCAGCUCUUUGCUGGGGGCUGCUGUUUGGUCACUCUGUGAAUGUGACGAGGACGAGGGAUGCUCGAGCGAGCUCUUAGCCCUCUACUUCUGCUGACGUCCGUUUCCGUGGAUACACACAGCAACCGCACCAAAGCACUGCUCCUGCUCUCCACCAGACCAGUCAACCUGCUAAGAAGCUGGGGCCUCAUGUACGAAGACUUGGCUACACCUCCAGGACUCAUCCAUAGUAAUAACAACCAUCCCAGCUGGAGAAGAAACAACAUCUGGGCGUGGAGAGAAGGGAGAGGGUGACGUCUCAGCAGGGGGCACGGCAGAUGGUGACACUGCAGCAGCACUUCUCCAGCAUGGAGGAGACGGUGCGCACGCUACUGCAGAACCAGGAUUCAGUGCAGGGCCCAAAAGUGGACCCCAUGGACCUCAUGAAAGCAUACAAGGACAAACUGCUGGAGGAGAUGUGGAAGCAGCAGGACAGUCUGGACGGUUGUACGGCCACAGCUGCAGAGAUGGUGACCUCGCCGGAGGAGAGUUCACAGGACAGUAACCCCCUCCUAGAGCGUCUCAGGGCCCUGGAGGCGGAGAACUCGGCGCUGUCAAUGGAAAAUGACAAUCAGAGAAAACAGUAUGAACGUUGUCUGGAUGAGGUGGCCAACCAGGUGGUGCAGGCCCUCCUCACACAGAAGGACUUGAAAGAAGAGUGCGUGAAGCUUCGGACCCGUGUUUUUGACUUGGAGCAGCAAAACCGUAUACUGAGUGUGCUGUUUCAACAACGUGUCAAAAUGUCCAGCAACCCCGUGUCCCAGGACGUCCAGCGGAAUGGAAAAGCAGGUGUUGCUGCAGGAAGGUGGCCCAGCCUGCUGAGUCUGACAUGCCCACGCAGCAGUGGCAGUGGUAGUGGCAGUGAACUUUCAUUAUCAAGCGCCUGUAGUGAGUACUCCAGCGGUUCCCACACCUGGGCUGAAGGACGUGGUUUAUCCAAACAGUGUGGCUCAAACCGAGACAAAAGGAUGAGCACAGGGUCUGUUUCCAGCAAUCACUCAGAACCUAUCAAGCAGACAGACCUGGGAUGGAAAGAAGGACAUAUUCUGAAAGGCCUGAAGCAUCUCCAGAUGCACAGCUCUAAAGAGGCGACCUCACUUGUAUCCGCUCCACACUGCAAAGAUUGUAUGACAUCAAAUGAGGGCAUAUACUCACUUGGUGUCAAGUCUGGGCAGCGAGAGACUACAACCAAGCCAAUAGCCCCAACAAAUAAACCCCCCAAGAUUGAAGCAGGGUGUACUGCCCUAGACUCUGAUGAUGCAGAUGAUAAUUCACAUAAAUUGCAAAGCGAAUCUAAUGACACUCCAGUAAAAGAGCUUCUUUGCUUGGAGAAACUGGGGGAUGAUGACACCAAUUCUCAAGAAAACCUUGUAAAACUUGCAGUAGACUGUGGUCUUUUUCCAUCACCUGUAUCAGGCAACCUAUUAUUUUUGGAUAGCCCCAAACUUAGACCUGGUGUAAGCCCAACAGACAGCCUUACAUAUACAGAGGAAACCAACAGAAACACAUUGGGCAAAAAGCUUAGUGACAGAAACAACAACCAGGAAAGGUCAGCUGACCGUAAAUCGAGGCUUGAUCACAUUAAAAGACAAGAUGGCAGGUUAGUGACUAACCAAGUGGAAUCAGGGAUGGCUGACAUGAGCAUGUCUAUUCAAAACAGUGUGGCAAGAGCUCUUAGUCUGAAUGACGCCAGGCAGCGCAGCUCCUCAGUGGAGGUUGGUCAUUACAGAGACCAGGCAAGUCAAGUCGGUGGUAAAAGUCAGCACCACAGCAUAUCAGAAGCUUCCCAGAGGAAACCAAAACCUCAGCCGUGUGAUUCAGCCAGGAAGGCUUUUAUUCUGCGGAGCAAGAGUGCAGAUGCAGGACCGGACCAAGCUAAGCAUACCCAUUCUCCUCUCCACCAAAAGCUUAUUAGUCAGAAACCAAAAGAACAGUCAAACCAUACUGGACCCAGUGCAUCCAGCAAAAGAGCAAAUGUCAAGAAAACACACAGUUCAAGCAAAGGAGCCUUACCUAGAGGUGAAAAAGAUGAGAAUAUUGCUGCGUCAGCAAAUUCAAAGUCUCUGGAAAGUGUCCAACAGCGCUCUCCUCUGGCUUCUCCUGUGAAACACUCAAAGACAGUUAAGCCUCCAGGGAUCAAUGAACGCUCCCAACAAAUGAGCCCAACAAAAGCAAGUUUGCAAAUCACAAGGCCUCAAUCAAGCUAUGAUUCUGUGGAGGAGAGCAUUUAUGACAACUUACCCUGCUCUCCAAGAAAACUGCGACGCCAAGACCAGCACUAUGAUGCUUCUGGUUCAAAACACAGGUCCCCAUCCCCUCCACUGCCUCCAGGUCGAACUUCUUCCCUUGUAUUUAGACCUGAUGGUGACACUUUACCCAAUGGCCAUAAAUGUGCAGGUCAAGGCUCUACUGCUGAGACAAUAGCCUCAGGUGCCAACAAGUCACACUCAAACCAGGUUCCAUCUGCUGUACAACCACAUCAAUCCAACCCAACUAAAGACAAUCAACAUCAAAUGGGUGCUGAAAAUAAUCCACCAAAAGACAUCCCCAACAAGAUGUACCACACUCACUCAUCCAAGAUACAGUCUGUCCCUCUUCAAGAAAGUCAAGCUUCAGAGUCAGUCCAGUUAUCGAUGGGCAGAACGUCCAUGUGCUAUGAUGAAAACGGUUCUUCCUCUGUGCUCCCCAACACAAGCAUCCUACAAAGAUCCCAACAGAGCAUUAGUGAGCCAAAACUUUCCGAAGUCUUGCCGCAGGCAUAUUCUAAUGUUUACCACCAUGGGAUUGCCAAUAAUUCUCACACUUCUGUCAAAAUGGCUCUUCCCGUAAAUGCAAAAUCUCAUGAAGCAAUCGCUGGACAGGAAACAAGCACCUUUCUCGUCUUUGGAAGACAUAACAAAGAAGAAACAAACUCUAAAAGUUUCCAGACCUUCCAGACUUUUACGUGUGAUCCCCAGAUGAUACACGAACGUGGUGUUCAUGACAAAGCUCGCAGGAAGAUCGAGACCCGCUGUAACUCAUUAGAUUCUGAGCCAUCCAUUCAGCCCACAGCAUCAGACAGCGGUGUGAUGUUAGACUGGGGAUUUGAUGAGGAAGGCUGGUUGUUUAAAAGGUCUGUGUCUGUAUCAACCAGGCCUCUUCUUAAACCAGUAAUGGGCAUGAAUGGUGCCAAGGCUCGUAGCCAGAGCUUUGGCGCUCGUUACAUGGACAGGCCAAGCUUCAACCGUUCUGGAAAGGUUCGGACACAGAUUAAAACCCACUCAGGGAGCUCCCUGAACUCACUUGGAGAUGUCCUUCCAGGGAGUAUGAGUUGCUCUAGUAGCUACCAUUGUCCAAUGAAUCGAUCUCUUCUGAACAACUUCUUGAUUGAAGAGGGUUUGACCGGUCCCUCGCAUUUAGGAUCGUCUAGUGAAAGACUUCAAAGUCUUAAACUCCAACGGGAGCAUGCUAGGCGCCUGCAGAUCGAGCAACAGUUUUCCAGCGCAUUCGGGGAGCCAGUAUCUGAAGAGCCAGAGAGACAAAGUACUAUAACCACAAUUGAGGAGAAAGUUAUGCUUGGCAUAGAGGAGAACUUGCACAAGUCUCAGGAGCAGGAGAGAAGCAGUGAGGUGAAACCAAAACCCAGUUCAACCUUGGCAAAUUGGUUUGGUUUUCGCAAGAGCAAGCUUCCUGCUCCAAGUGGCAAAAAAACUGAUCCACCAAAAGUAAAAGAGGACAAGAGGGAGCAGAAGAUUACAUCACUUCUGGGAGGAAAGCAGAUAAAGUCUGACAAAAAGAGAGACAGAAGAAAAAGUGAUGGAAAAGACUGCUCAGUGGGAAGGAGAGAGUCCCAUGAUGCAGUGCGGGCGUGCAUAUCAAUGCCCUGCCCUGGAAUGUCCAUGAAUGAAAUACAAGGACACGGUGACUUCACCGGAGAACCGAAGAUGCAGAUGAUGAGCCGAAGAUCUGAUGGUGAAAAUGGAUCGACCCACCAGGAAGCAGUAAUAGGCUCCGGCUGCAAGAUGCGAACAUUGGACAGUGGAAUUGGGACCAUCCCCCUUCCUGAAUCCUGUUCCUUUUUCUCCUCAUUUCUGCACCUCCUUCCCAAAUCGUCAUCCACCCCAGAGCAGUCCCUCAGCCCUCCCAGUGUUCCCAGUUCCUCCAGUGGGGACGUGUCUCCUUCCCCGCUACCCCGGUGGAGAAUUCCCUCUGGCUUUAAGGACAGCAGCUAUGCAGGGGUGCCCACCUCUUCCAUGACCCAUAUCCAAUCGGUGCCUUUCCCCACUGUGGCCUUCCUCCAGCCCGUACAACCCCAGUCUGAACACCUUGUGUGUGAUACACAGAGCAGACUACCCAGACCACCACAAGGUGGAGUGGAACCAAAGAUGAUGACCUACAUUAAAUCGAAAACACGAGCCCCCCCGAGCCAACAGAAGGAACAGACCAGACUCCAGCUCGCCAACUGUGAGACCACACAGACCCACAUCCAAGUCUCUGCGGCGGAGUGAAGCAAAUGAUCCGUUUCACAUGGAGGAUCCCUGAAUCCCACAGUCUGAACUCGGUCUCAGGAUGAAACCUUCAAAGAGGACAAGUGGGCCCGGCAUCGCAGGCUUCCACCUGAGCACAGAGCGGUUCUCAGACACUGAGUAGCGUCGGGUGAUGCAGUGAACCACCUGUCUCCUACUUAUCUAUUUACUUGAUCCAACUUCUUAUCUACAACUUAUAUAGUUUUCCAGACGGUUAUAGCGUAGCAUUAGCAUUAGCAUUAGCAUGGUUAUCUAUGGUCAGUACUGGUGUUUCAAACAAGCCAAAGCAUGUUCCCCUCUCUGAGGCGAAGACGGGGCGACGGCACAGGAUGAGCAUAUUUCCACACUGUGGGUGUGGUGGUUUUCGAUACUUACCUCUAAUUAACAGCAGGUUUAAUGCUGCCACAUGAUCAGGACUGCUCUCACAUGGACGGGGUCAUAAUGUAUGAGCACAAACGACCAGUCAAGUCAAUGCAGGCCAACAGUGUCACUUUGUUUGUGGUUUACAGGAUUUUAGAUGCCUGGAUAAUGAUCUGGACUGUACAAAUAAUAAUACAAAUACCAUUAUUUAAUAUUUGUGACUAAAAAUAAGAUUAAAAUGUGAAUUUAGACGUAAACUUAGUAUUUAAUUAUUUAAAACCUAUCAUAUCAGAAAUGUAAUUAUUUAUUUUUUGAAUGUAGCCAUUUUUAAGCACAGAGUUACAGCAUGUCCCUGUUUGGCCAACUUAAACAAAAACCGCAGUCCCACUUCUGAUCUUAGAGGCCAAGUCAGCACAUAUGUAAAUGACAAUAAGUAUAAGAUGAACAUAAAUCUGGAAUAUAGCUGCACUAUUUAUUUGAUUUUCUUCAGUGUAUCCUCUUGAAAAGCACAGAUCAGACUACAGCUGGUUUAGAGGCAGGGAAAUAACCCAGGUUUUGUCUCCUAUGACACAAAGACACAAGUAAAGUGAAAAACUGUCAUGACGUAUGGAUGAUGAAUGUACAGAGGGUUGUUUAGACUUAUCGUACCUGACGUCACCUUCACUUCAGCAUAACGUCUAUGAUUCUAGAUGAUUAGACAAAGCUGCUUGUUUAAAGCUGCUCUAAAUACUUGACUUUGCAUUGCAUUUGUGUGACGUAUCUGCUCAUUAGGCUUCUGUAAUGGCACCAGCUGUGGAAAGUAGUGGAGAUCACCGAAGCGAAGACAUGACCUCUGGUAAAACCCGCAUAUAGGAUGUUUAUGAUGUUUAUGUGAACGUCUACGACUACUAUGAUUACAGGACUAAUAUAUUUGAGUAAAUCAUCAGAGGAAACCUUGAACCUCACAAAUGAUCGUCUGCAUACUCUGUGUACAGCACAUUCAUCAGCUCUAUCAAUGUGACUUUGCCGUGUGCACUAACCUUUUUUUCUAUUUUUGCAGUAAUCAUGUUUAUUUGCAUGCAACCAGCCUCAGGCUUAUUCUAACUCAUCAUAUGAAUAUACUGUAUAAUAUUCUCAUUUGAAGAGUCUCAUCACAGGAAGUGAACAAAUGUGAAACCGCCACUGUUGAGUAUUUAUGAAGUAUCACACAGAAACCUGUAACUACUUUUUAACCGUGAUUCUGUCUCUCAUAUCCACAGAUGUUCUUGAAUUUGUGUGUGAAUUGCUUUCAGCUGUUUUCGGAGAGUACUACAGUUAUGACAUCAGGACAAAGCAGCGGUUGUGCAUGUGAACCUGUAGCCAGUAGGCACGUUGUGAACAAUGUUGUGUUGCUCAGGGAAAACACCUUAUUGUCGCUGAUAGAUGCUGUGGACAGGCUCUUUGUUGCGGUCAGUGAACUCACCACGACACUGUCACGCUGUGGACAUUUACUUCCUGUCUGUUUCUUCACGCCACAGUUGCUCCGUUUUGUCCUUAGUGGUUUGUUUUUGGUGUUACCAUCAUAUCCUGACAUAUUUGACUGUAGGCGCUUUGCACACACACACACCCCCCCCCCACACACACACACACAUCCUUCCAACAUCCAAACCUCAAUUCUAACCUCAGCCCUAAAAUGACAUCUUGACCCUAAAAAAGGCCUUUGGGCCCUACUUCGAUGUAACUGCAAGGACACACACACAAACAGAACACAGAAAUUUGCCUAAAUGCAUUUUGCCAAAUGCUACUUGGAGCUAAUAAAAAACACAUGCAAGUAAAUCGACAUAUCAGACGUGUGAUGGCGACUGCAGCCAUGAUUUCUAGAAAUGUGACGUAGAACUAUUAAGCAUCUGCACAGAAGCGUUGUCCUGUCAUCCUGUGUACAUUGAGGUCACGUGUUGGUGUUGGUGGCAGCACUGUAGCAACUCAGUGAAGCACUGUAUGUAGCGCACAAGGGCGAGACGAGGCGUUAAUGGAUCAGUACAGAUACGGGUCGAUGGCUCAUAUUAUGAAAAGCGUCGUAUUGUAUUUUUCUAACAUUUACUCUAAUGCCCUAUUUCUACUCAGCACUGAAGAACCUAAUUUACUGUUUAUUAUUACAUAUUGUUAUUCACUAUUAUGGUAAUUGUCCUUCUACUAAAUGUGUUUCUUUUUGUCAGGACCCGAUAUUAACAGUGAUGUUAUGUGUGACCUUAGCAGUUGUAUGAAACUGAUCUUUGUUUAAUGUCAAAUAAAAUAAAAAUAAACUAUUUCAAUACUUAA